Molecule: messenger RNA, 2886 nt
Organism: Triticum aestivum (bread wheat)
Lineage: Eukaryota; Viridiplantae; Streptophyta; Magnoliopsida; Poales; Poaceae
Product: ABC transporter C family member 10
Biological process (GO): transmembrane transport
Cellular component (GO): membrane
Molecular function (GO): ABC-type transporter activity; ATP hydrolysis activity; ATP binding
Source: RefSeq, a predicted model, not a curated record
AUCCAAGUCUGUGGGAAAAUAGCAUAUAUUUCCCAGAAUGCAUGGAUCCAAACAGGAACUGUGCAAGGCAAUAUUCUCUUUGGAUCACCGAUGGACAGGGAAAGAUACCACAACACACUGGCGAGGUGCUCGUUGGUCAAGGACCUUGAAGUGUUGCCAUAUGGAGAUUGUACUCAAAUUGGAGAGAGAGGAGUUAAUCUUAGUGGUGGUCAGAAGCAGCGCGUCCAGCUUGCUCGUGCACUAUACCAAAAUGCAGACAUCUAUCUUCUUGACGAUCCUUUCAGUGCUGUUGAUGCCCAUACAGCCACAAGUCUAUUCAAUGAAUAUGUCAUGAGUGCUCUAUCGGACAAGACUGUUCUCUUGGUGACGCACCAAGUGGAUUUUCUACCUGUAUUUGACUCCAUUUUGUUAAUGUCAGAUGGAGAGGUUAUUAGGUCUGCACCUUAUCAAGAUCUAUUGGCAGAUUGUGAAGAAUUUAAAGACCUUGUAAAUGCCCAUAAAGAUACAAUUGGUGUUUCCGAUGUUAGUAACAAUAUAACCACUCGAAGAUCUAAGGAAGUAUCAGUGAAGGAGACAGAUGGUAUUCAUACAGAAUCUGUGAAGCCAUCACCGGCAGAUCAACUGAUCCAGAAAGAGGAAAGAGAAACAGGGGAUGCAGGUGUCAAGCCUUAUAUGCUUUACCUGUGCCAGAACAAAGGCCUCCUGUAUUUCUCUCUUUGUAUUAUUUCUCACAUAAUUUUCGUAGCUGGGCAAAUAUCACAGAAUUCAUGGAUGGCUGCUAAUGUCCAAAAUCCUCAUGUUAGUAUGCUGAAGUUAAUUUCUGUGUACAUUAUUAUCGGAGUUUGCACAGUGUUCUUCUUGCUAUCAAGAUCUUUGGCAGUCGUUGUUCUUGGGAUCCAGACAUCACGAUCCUUAUUUUCCCAGCUACUCAAUUCAUUAUUCCGUGCACCAAUGUCCUUUUUUGAUUCUACUCCUCUUGGAAGGGUUCUUAGCCGGGUCUCUUCAGAUUUGAGUAUCGUUGACCUUGAUGUUCCAUUCGCCUUCGUAUUUAGCCUUGGUGCCAGCUUAAACGCAUAUAGCAAUCUAGGGGUACUGGCUGUUGUUACAUGGCAAGUUCUGUUUGUAUCUGUGCCAAUGAUAGUUUUGGCAAUUAGGCUGCAGAGGUACUACCUAGCCUCGGCCAAGGAAUUGAUGCGGAUCAAUGGUACCACCAAGUCUGCUCUAGCGAAUCACUUAGGUGAAUCGAUUGCAGGGGCUAUAACCAUAAGGGCCUUUGAGAAAGAAGAUCGUUUCUUUGCUAAAAAUUUGGACCUUGUUGACAAGAAUGCCAGCCCAUAUUUCUAUAAUUUUGCAUCAACUGAAUGGUUGAUUCAACGUCUGGAGAUAAUGAGCGCCGCAGUUCUUUCUUUUUCUGCCUUUGUCAUGGCCCUUCUUCCUCAAGGAACUUUUAGUCCUGGUUUUGUGGGAAUGGCAUUGUCCUAUGGUCUUUCCCUAAAUAUGUCAUUUGUUUUCUCUAUUCAAAACCAAUGCAACCUGGCGAAUCAAAUAAUCUCGGUGGAACGGGUGAACCAGUACAUGGACAUACAAAGUGAAGCAGCAGAAGUUGUUGAGGAAAAUCGACCAUCACCAGAUUGGCCCCAAGAUGGUAAUGUGGAGCUUAGAGAUUUGAAGAUCAGGUAUAGGAAAGAUGCUCCCCUUGUACUACAUGGAAUCACAUGCAGGUUUGAAGCUGGAAAUAAGAUUGGUAUAGUUGGUCGAACGGGAAGUGGCAAGACAACAUUAAUUGGUGCAUUGUUUCGUCUUGUUGAACCCGCCGAAGGGAAAAUAAUUAUAGACUCUGUGGACAUCAGUACAAUAGGCUUGCAUGACCUGCGUUCGCGUUUGGGUAUCAUUCCACAAGAUCCAACACUUUUUCAGGGUACAGUAAGAUACAAUCUAGAUCCUCUUGGGCAAUUCUCAGAUCAACAAAUAUGGGAGGUUCUUGACAAAUGUCAACUUCUUGAAGCUGUCCAGGAGAAGGAUCACGGAUUGGAUUCACAUGUUGUGGAAGACGGGUCGAACUGGAGUAUGGGUCAAAGACAGCUCUUCUGUCUGGGACGCGCACUUUUGAGAAGAUGCCGUAUCUUAGUUCUUGAUGAAGCAACAGCCUCUAUAGACAAUGCAACAGAUGCUGUCCUUCAGAAAACAAUCCGGACAGAAUUCAAAUAUUGCACUGUUAUUACAGUUGCACACCGUAUACCAACAGUUACGGACUGUGAUAUGGUACUUGCAAUGAGCGAUGGGAGAGUAGUGGAGUAUGACAAACCUACAAAGCUCAUGGAAACUGAAGGAUCUCUCUUCCGCAAACUGGUCAACGAGUACUGGUCAUACACAUCGAACGGAAAUAUUUAGAAGAGACUGUCAAUUUUGAUUGCUUACUCGCUGCAGCUUUCCAAGAAAUAAAAGAUAAAUUAGAUUUUAGAAAAUAGUGCCACGAUUGAAGAUAUACAGUAAUCUAUGCUACCUCAGAGGAAUUCAUCUAUUUGGAAUCUGAAGAAAGGCAGUAGUAUUUAUUGUCAGGCAAUUUCUUUUGCUACCAGAAAUUCUGUGCAAUACACAGUGGACUGCCUCUGCCCUUCAGUAUUGGUGAAGCUGAGCAGAGUAAACCCCUGAAGAGAUAGUAGAAGGCUAAACUAGAGGUACUUCAAAUCUACAACCUACGCAUGCGAUGCGAUGUGAGCAUAUGUGUUUGCUGACAGUGUUAUGGUCGAGUCGUUUGUCGAUUAGCUAAUGCAUUCACUUCCACAUCAUUUACAGUAGCUUUGUAAGUUUAUGCUGAAUGCAUUGACUUUAUGUACGAGGUUUCAGACUAUGAAAUGUAAAUAGAUGCGAUUGGUUUCUGUUGUC